This is a messenger RNA of Cooperia oncophora, 1182 nucleotides long. The record is from the annotation of a GenBank genome assembly. NCBI's taxonomy places the organism in Eukaryota, Metazoa, Nematoda, Chromadorea, Rhabditida, Trichostrongylidae.
AUGAAAAGGUCCGAGUCUAUGAAACUCAUUUUUCUCAAUGACACGACUUCCACUGCUAGGUGCCAGCUCGCAACUGAUUCUAAGCCAAUUUCCCCUAGUAUCGACCCCAGUAUCAUUGAAACGGGAGAGGUUGUUUUCGGGCAGGAGGUUGGGCUCUACCUACCAGGACUUUGUGCUGAUUACGUACCAAAAGCUAUCGACGAAUUCGACAGUAGCAGUUUCGAAGGUGUUGAGAUCGAAGGUCCGAUCGGUUUGAACAUGACGGCUUUGGAAGCUGCUGGUGUAAAUCUGACCGCACUCGCUGAAAAAUUACGGAAUGACACUGAGGUAGACGACAUUCUCAGCAGAACAAACGCCUCUAUUAAGACAUUGGGUGGAUCGUUCAUUCUUCCUGUACUGAACAAGAAUCAAUAUGAUCCUUUCUCCGCCCCAAUUGUCUUCCAGGGAAGUGCCGUUGUUGUUCGAUUUGGUAUCUACAUAGAGUCGAUGUCCAACUUUCAAACAUCGACUAUGGACUUAGAGCGCAAGUUCCGUUCAUCUGAGUCAACUGAGACAGCACUGUUACAGGAUUACGAUAUGGAUAUCUACCUUAUGAUGGCAUGGAGAGAUGCGCGGCUUGUGAAUCCCGUCAAGAUCAAACCGUCGUGCAAUCUCAUCUUGUGCAAGUACCCACACGACAAGCAAACCUGCGAUCUGCUUAUCAAGUCCUUCGCCUAUCCCGUAGAGACUGUACGAUUCGAAUGGUUCACACGCCGAGUUGACGCCAUCGACAAGAAUCCUGAUGUUAAGCUGCCGGAGCUGUAUAUUGACCGUUAUGAACCAACACUGUGCAAGAAGACAAGAAAGUCAGGCGCCUUUUCCUGCCUUCGAGCUGUAUUCCGCCUCAAGAGAGACGUCGGAUUUCACAUCGCUCAAACUUACAUUCCAACUUCGUUGGCGUUGAUGUUCUCUUGGGUUGGGGUUUGGCUACCCGAAGAGUUUAUGGAGGGUCGAAUCGGUGUCGCUAUCACCGUUUUGCUUACCCUUUCCACAGAAUCAGCUGGUGCUCGAGAGCAUCUACCAAGUGUCUCCUAUCUGAAGGCUAUUGAUCUCUGGUUUGGUUUCAUCACGGGAUUCGUAUUUUUCACAUUACUACAGACGUUGUUCGUGAUCGGCUUCGACAAACGAUCAAUCAAUUGGUAA